Messenger RNA from Moneuplotes crassus, 1243 nucleotides. Lineage: Eukaryota; Ciliophora; Spirotrichea; Euplotida; Euplotidae. The record is from the annotation of a GenBank genome assembly.
AAUAAAUGUCAAUCGAUGAUUUUGACCAAAUAGCUAUUCAAGAUACUUGCAUUACCCCUGAGAUGGAGCAAGAAGUUGCAAAAGAAGAUUAUAAAUACUACUAUGUUGACAAGAGAUACAGCAGACCUGAAACAAUGGAGUAUUAUACUCCUCCUGAAGAGCUCUUGAUGAUCGGUGCUGGAAAAUAAGAAUCCAGAAAGGAUGAUCUAUCCUCUUGAUGGGCCAUACACUGAGCAAGAAGAGACUACUUACGAGCAACUGCUUGAAUAUUUUGAAGACAAAGACACAGAAAUUCCAGAGUGAAUGACAAAAAGAAGAGCUCUGAGGUUUUUGAAUGGAAACGCCUUCAAUGUUAAAAAGACUUACAAAAACAUUGUGCAACAUUUGGAGUGGAGAGAAGAAAUGAAGCCGUUUAUACUCACACAAGGAGACAUGCAAUUGCUCGAUAAAGGGUUUUUAUACAUCCACGGAAGGGACAAAAAUUUUAGACCGUUUUUAAUUACGAAUGCUAUUAUUAUUGCAGAAAAGGGGAUAAACCCUGAUGAUGUUUUUCAUACCUCAUGGUUUAUGUGCCACUUCUUGAUUGAGAACAUCUUGAAGCGGGGCUCAGUGGAGAACUGGGUUGAAAUCUUGGAUUUAGGGGGUCUCCCAAUUUCCAAAAUCCCUGUUAAAGCACUGAAGAAAUUCAUGAUUGAGUCACAGAUUCAUAUGAAGAGCAGAAUUGCAAAAAUGUUCUUACUUUACGUGACCUGGGGCAUCAGGACUAUUUAUGCGAUAAUCUCCCCAUUUUUGGAGAAAAGAACAAAGGAAAAGAUCGUUAUGAAGAAGGGAGGGUUUACACCAAAUCAAGAAAAUUUUGUGUUUAAUGAAGAAAUUUUGGAAAUCGCCCAUCCCUCACAAAUCGAGGAGAAAUAUGGAGGAGAGGCCGAAAAUUUAACCGAACAUUGGCCUCCUAUCUCCAUCUCUGACGAAUACGGUACUGAUCCUGAAUGUAUCACCAAGUCUUCAUCCUCUACCACCCCUAAUACCCAUAAAAGACCUUCCAGAGUCCACCAAGAAGCUGUUGGUACUAGCUCACCUCCCUCCCAGCCCAAACACUUCAUCACUGACCCUAUCCUACCCACUGAAGACAAUGAACCAGACAUAAGACCAGCUCCUGUUGCUGGUAAAGGCAAAAAUUGUACCUGAACAAUCUUCUAAAUCUCAAAUCCUAUCCAAUAAUAUCGAUAUCCAAUAUUUUGAG